GAUACUAUUUUUUGUGCAGGACUCAAAGAAGAAAAAAAAGAUGUACUACAUAAGACUGUUGGAUCAAUGAGCAUCUUGUAUAAAUCAAUAUGGCGAUUUUAUAAAAAUGCUUAUUGUUCAGCAUUCUUAUGUUAGGCUCAUGUUGUGCUGUGCAUUUUGUGUGUCCGAGACUUUCCUGUAGUGGCUGUUACGUAUGGUUUCUGAACGCCCUGCUUUGAAAGAGUAAAAUUUCUUUCCCGCGAAGCGUUCGAAAGGUUAGGUACGAUAAGCAGACGACGGAUUUAAUGAAAUGUCACGCGCACUUGUGUGAUGCAUACGGAACACGUGUUUUCUCGCCGGCUUGCAUCAUUCGUGCACGUCUACGCAAAUCGCUCCAUCAUGAAUGAGAUCCGAUGCGAUACGAGGUAGGAUCUUGAUUAGAGGCCAUUACACUCUUUUCGCUAUCAGCUAUCGAUGACGUUUCUCGAAAUCCUCACAUUAAUCGGACCCAACGUGGCAAGAAGAUGCUUCACGAGGAAUCCGCAGCGAAUCUCUCGAAAAGAGAUGUCUUGCUCACGUCGUUUGUCUCAGGUGCUCUUGCAGGAAUUAUUUGUGACGUGACGCUCUUCCCAUGUGACACCCUGAAAACGCGCUUGCAAAGCCAACAUGGGUUUUUACAAUCUGGCGGUUUUAAGCAUCUAUACAAAGGCAUCGGUCCUGUGAUGCUUGGCUCGGCUCCGUCAGCCGCUAUAUUUUUUAUCACUUACGAAGGAAUAAAACAGUAUUCACAGCCAUACAUACCAGAUCAGUAUCACUCAAUUAUACACAUGAUCGCAGCAUCGACUUCUGAAAUAACUGCCUGUUCGGUCCGGGUACCAGUCGAGGUAGUUAAACAAAGGAAACAGGCGCUUCUAUCCGACACACAUCGACUCAAAUUAAGAACACUAUAUCGCGGCUAUGGGAGCACCGUCCUACGGGAUCUGCCAUUCGGCGUGAUCCAAAUGCCAUUAUGGGAAUAUUUCAAGCUUUAUUGGACCCAACAAAUACGGGAGUGUACGCCUCUAGAAGGUGCUACUUGCGGAUCUGCAUCGGUUGCUAUAUCAGCUGCUUUAACAACGCCAUUAGAUGUCGCAAAGACCAGAAUUAUGUUGUCUAGUACAUCAGCAGAGAAAGAGGAAGUUAAGAUAUCGACAAUGUUGAAAGAGGUUUACAGGGAACACGGUGUUAAAGGGUUGUUCGCCGGUUUUCUCCCGAGAGUAACCAGCUUUACUAUUGGCGGCUUUAUAUUUUUUGGUGUCUACGAGCAAGUCAGAGAAUUUUGUAUAUCCUACUUUUCCUAGUCGUCGAUAAACAAAUUAUAAAAACUUAAAUUAUUAACUUUUAAAUUAAUUAUUUAUGAAUACGCGCGCUCUAGUAACUGAACUUUCUUACCCAGCAGUGACUUUUAUUGGAAUUAAUUUCAAAAGGUAAUUAUAAGUUAAUAAAAUGAUAGCAAUAAAAGA
Messenger RNA from Solenopsis invicta (red fire ant), 1481 nucleotides. Its product is annotated as S-adenosylmethionine mitochondrial carrier protein. Gene Ontology annotation, molecular function: S-adenosyl-L-methionine transmembrane transporter activity. The coding region runs from base 504 to 1319 and encodes 271 amino acids. The record is from RefSeq and is a predicted model, not a curated record. Lineage: Eukaryota; Metazoa; Arthropoda; Insecta; Hymenoptera; Formicidae. Gene Ontology annotation, cellular component: mitochondrial inner membrane. The transcript is spliced from 7 exons.